GAGGAAGCGGAGCAGCGGACGGCACUGGCUCGGUAUUGCGCAUCGCCUCGUGGAUGUCUGUGGGAAUAUCGAUCUGUGGAGUAGCGGGCUGACAGACUCGACCAGGGACAAACGUCGGCGCAUGCAGACCCCCGCCAGGGCCCUGUGUGAGAAUGUGUGUUGAAUGAGCAGAUACCUGUGCUGUGCGACAAUGAGGGCGGUGGCGCUGCUGUGUCUGCUGGUGGUGGUGGAGGUGGAGGUGGGAGCCUCCAGAAUCAUCCGGGACUCGGCCAGUGCGUCGGUGUCUUCACAAUCCCACAGUCCCAACGCGUCUGCGCUGUCGCCGCCGUUGUUGCCGGGCUUGCCGAAGGGUUCCUCGCCGCCGAUGUGCUUGAGGAGAACAGAGAUCAAACACGCCUUCAAAUACGUCAACACCAUCGUCGCGUGCCUCAUCUUCGUGAUCGGAAUCAUCGGAAACUCCACGCUGCUGAGGAUCAUCUACAAGAACAAGUGCAUGAGAAAUGGACCCAACGUUCUCAUCGGCAGUUUGGCACUCGGAGACUUGCUGUACGUCAUCAUCAGCAUCCCAGUCAACGUGUACAAGCUCAUAGCGGAAGACUGGCCGUUUGGCGUGUACGUCUGCAAGAUGACGCCCUUCGUCCAGAAGGCUUCGGUGGGCAUCACCGUGCUCAGCUUGUGCGCCCUCAGUGUUGACCGCUACCGUGCGGUGACGUCGUGGAGCCGAGUGAAGGGGCUGGGGAUCCCUCUGUGGAAGAUGGCGGAGGUGACGCUCAUCUGGCUGGUCGCCAUCCUGCUGGCCGUGCCGGAGUCGCUGGCCUUCGACAUGGUGGAGUUUCCUUACCGAGGCGACACGCUGCGGAGCUGUAUUAUGCCUCCGCAACCCAGCAGCGACUUCUUGAAGGUCUACCAUCAGGUGAAAGACUGGUGGCUGUUUGGCUUCUACUUCUGCCUGCCGGUGGCGUGCACCGGGAUCUUCUACACGCUCAUGUCCUGCGAGAUGCUCAGUCGCAAAAAAGACAUGCGGAUCGCUCUCAACGACCACAUGAAGCAGCGGCGGGAAGUGGCCAAGACGGUCUUCUGCCUGGUGCUGAUUUUCGCUCUCUGCUGGCUGCCGCUCCACAUCAGCCAAAUCCUCCUCAAAACGGUGUACGACCCGUACGACCCCAACAGGUGUGAUCUGCUCAGCUUCCUGUUAGUGAUGAAAUACAUCGGGAUCAACAUGGCCUCGCUAAACUCCUGCAUCAACCCCAUCGCACUCUACUUCGUCAGCCAGAAGUUUAAAAACUGCUUUCAGUCCUGUCUGUGCUGCUGGUGCCGCCGGACGUCUCCCGCCGACGACCUGAGCCUGGGAGGAUGGAAGGCUUCCUGCCACGGGAACGGACUGGAUGGCUCCAGUUCCCGCUCCGGCACCAGUCAGAAGUGCUCGAGCUCCUCUUAAACGCAUCAAGUGCCUCUUCUUCUGAAGCCACUGGCUGCCCACCGUCACACUGAGAGGAGGAGAAAGGUUUGCCGACUACACACCAGGAAAUGAGGAAUGGAUGUGGAAGACUGUGCCAGUUUGCCAUCAGAUUCACCCCUUCUAGCACUCGCAACACUGAAGAUGGAUGCCUUCGUUUAUGACGGCGCACCAGGGCGUGUGGCCUGAUGAAGCUUUUAUACCUCAUGUGGAACGGUGGGAGGGAAGCCAUGACCCAGACGCAGCGCUUGAUCCCUCACACUUUGAUUCGCCCCAGAGAAGGUGGCGUCAGAGCUGCUCUCAAUGUGACUUCCAGCUGCCGUCCAGGUGGUUCCACUCCCGCUGCCCAUAUUACGUCAUGACCAGCGUGGCUUCCGGUCAUUACGGCUGAUGUGAGAUGGUUUUCUUCCUGCUUGUAUAACUUGUAUUUUUCUAAGAAAAUGUCAGACACUUGCAGGGGCGCUGCCUGUUUUCCAGACGUGUCCGCUGUGUCUCCUGCACACUGUGGCAAAAUCAAUGCUGUCGACUUUUUACUGCAGCAGAAGUGCCGAGCCUGUUCCGAUGCCUUCCUGCGAUGCCACGGAUCCUGGAGAGGAAUACUUCACCGGGACUUUGUGAGCACCAUGAAAUGCAUGGACGCCUCUUCAAAAGAAGAAGAAGAAGAAGAACUAAAUGAUGGAGUUUGGCUGUUUUUGACCUGGUGGGAAGGGGUCCUGUAGAAAACUGACUGGACUGUUGCAAGAUAUGAACUGACUGACUAUUUAGCAAGCUGUGACGAGAUUCUAACACAAGCACUUGAUGCUGCGCCCAGACAUCACUAUUGCCUUCAGCAGUAUUUAAUACCAAUGUGCAUGUUAUCAUUUUCAUUCAACUGUGGCUGUAUGAAAGAAGAUAUCUUGGUGUAUAUUGAUUGUCUAAACACUCAUGAUGAUUGACUUGGUGUGUGUAAGACAUUGUUUUCACCCAGUCUUUGGUCCCGAGGGACUUGGUUCUGGAGGACUGGAGCAGCCGGCUCCAUGCCAGGGGACCUGGAGGAUGGACACUAGUCACGUGAACCAUGAAUGUAUUGUAUGGUAGCUCUGAUUCAAGUUCAUUUAUAACAGUCAUACCUGUGCAAGAAGCACGAAUAAAUAUGAUU
Synchiropus splendidus (mandarinfish) is the source of this 2594-nucleotide messenger RNA. Its product is annotated as endothelin receptor type B-like. The transcript has 8 exons. The coding region runs from base 164 to 1438 and encodes 424 amino acids. Gene Ontology annotation, biological process: enteric nervous system development; regulation of blood pressure; G protein-coupled receptor signaling pathway. Gene Ontology annotation, molecular function: endothelin receptor activity. Gene Ontology annotation, cellular component: membrane. NCBI's taxonomy places the organism in Eukaryota, Metazoa, Chordata, Actinopteri, Syngnathiformes, Callionymidae. The record is from RefSeq and is a predicted model, not a curated record.